Molecule: messenger RNA, 1141 nt
Organism: Trichoderma asperellum CBS 433.97
Lineage: Eukaryota; Fungi; Ascomycota; Sordariomycetes; Hypocreales; Hypocreaceae
Molecular function (GO): catalytic activity
Source: RefSeq, a predicted model, not a curated record
AUGUCUUGUCCUACGGUCCGUGUUGCUGCCACCCAAGCUGAGCCCGCCUGGUUCGACCUUCAAGGUGCUGUAGAUAAGACUUGUAAGCUCAUAGAAGAAGCAGCCUCGAAAGAUGCUCAGCUUGUUGGAUUCCCUGAAGUCUGGAUCCCAGGUUAUCCAUGCUGGAUUUGGACUCGGAAUGUUGACUUUGAUCUGAAUGUUCAAUAUAUUAAAAAUUCCCUUCGCCUGGACUCUCCAGAAAUGCAAAGAAUCCAGGACUGCGCCCGUGAAAACAAUAUCGCAGUAUCCUUGGGAUUUUCGGAGAAUUGCAAUGGCUCACUCUACAUCGCUCAAGUUCUGAUCGGACCCGACGGGGAGAUCAAAGUCCAUCGUCGAAAGAUGAAGGGGACUCACAUGGAACGCACAGUAUUUGGCGACGGCUCUAGCCAUGCUUUGCAGAACGUGGAAGAGCUCCCAUUUGCCCGCGUUGGCUCGCUGAAUUGCUGGGAACAUUUGCAGCCGCUCCUCAAGUACAACGCAAUCACGCAGAAUGGCGAUAUUCAUGUUGCGGCUUGGCCUCCGCUGUCAAACGACGUUGUUGGAGAUUUUGGGGCUUACUCUAUGACUGCAGAAGGAUCUAAAACACUCUCGCGCACUUAUGCCAUGGAAUCUGGGACAUUUGUGCUGCAUUGUACGCAGAUAAUCACGGAAAAGGGAAUCAAGGCCAUGAGAACAGGUGGACAAACUAUAAUGUCAGCACCGGGAGGUGGCCAUACGACCAUUUUCGGUCCGGAUGGUCGAGUUAUGACGGAACCCAUUCCCGAAGAUAAAGAAGGCAUUAUUUAUGCCAAUUUGGACAUGGACGAGUUGGUCAAGAACAAAAUGUUUGUCGACUGUACGGGACACUACAGCCGUCCAGACGUUCUCUGGCUUGGGGUCUCUCCUGAGAUUAAACGUGUAGUCAGGUCGCAGCGAGUAGAAGUUGCCCAAGACAGCAGUGAGCCAAUCGACUGGUAAAUAAUGGGGGAUCGGGUUAUAUAAAAUUUUAGUUUGGCAACGCCAGAGGAAAUGAAGUUGUGCGUUGAUGGAUAAAUUUGAACUGUGGGAAAAUUGAACGAGGCCUAGGAAAUGAUUUGAAAUCAACGAGAUAUAAGUAUUCUUG